This is a messenger RNA of Echinops telfairi (small Madagascar hedgehog), 1013 nucleotides long. RefSeq names its product latexin (gene LXN). Gene Ontology annotation, molecular function: metalloendopeptidase inhibitor activity. Lineage: Eukaryota; Metazoa; Chordata; Mammalia; Afrosoricida; Tenrecidae. The transcript has 6 exons. The record is from RefSeq and is a predicted model, not a curated record. The coding region runs from base 101 to 769 and encodes 222 amino acids.
GCGUGCAGACUUCCCGACUCGGCCACCGGGCAGCAGGCAGGACGAGUGCCGCCGGGUCCGGUCCUUUAAGCCUGCGCAGUGGCUGCUCAGUUGAGCAGUCAUGGAAAUCCCACCGACCCACUUCCCAGCCUCCAGGGCGGCCUCUGUGGCGGAGAACUGCAUCAACUACCAGCAAGGGACUCCUCACAAGGUGUUUCUGGUGCAGACAGUCAAACAGGCCAGCAUGGAGGAUAUUCCAGGAGGAGGGCAUAAGUAUCGCCUUAAAUUUUCUGUGGAAGAAAUUAUCCAGAAACAAAUAACAGUGAACUGCACGGCCGAAGUCCUCUACCCUCCUGCGGGGCAGGACACCGCACCAGAAGUCAGCUUCACGUUUGAAGGAGAAAUCGGCACGAACCCAGAUAAAGAAGAUACUACAUUUUAUCAGAGACUCAAGUCCACGGCAGAACCACUAGAAGCGCAAAAUAUUCCAGACAGUUUUGGGAAUGUGCCUCCCGAAAUGAAACCAGUUCGGCAUUUAGCCUGGGUCGCCUGUGGUUAUAUAAUAUGGCAGAAUUCUACUGAAAACACAUGGUACAAAAUGGUCAAAAUUCAAACCGUCAAGCAAGUGCAAAGAAAUGAUGACUUUAUUGAAUUAGACUACACCAUUCUGCUUCAUGACAUUGCAUCUCAGGAGAUCAUUCCCUGGCAGAUGCAAGUUCUCUGGCACCCCCAAUAUGGCACUAAAGUAAAGCAUAACAGCCGGCUGCCAAAGGAAGCACACGUAGAGUAAGCCAGGGCCCACGCACUGCGAUGAAGUAGUGAAAACAGGCCUGCGGUGAUGUGCACGCUAGUUUUCAUUUGUGUCCAGUGUAAGGAGCCAACUCCAUUCAACCCAAAAGUGUCUCUCUUGUUAUAAAUGUCUUGAUUAUAGUACAGAAUUAUAUCAAUUGCAUAAUGAAAGGUGUCACUGUCUAAAGACAUCUUAAUUACAGCAUAGUCCUAUGUAUAUUCCAUAAUAAAAAGCUUCAAUUCCA